Eurytemora carolleeae is the source of this 1101-nucleotide messenger RNA. RefSeq lists its product as uncharacterized. Bases 281 to 916 code for a protein of 211 amino acids. The transcript is spliced from 11 exons. NCBI's taxonomy places the organism in Eukaryota, Metazoa, Arthropoda, Copepoda, Calanoida, Temoridae. The record is from RefSeq and is a predicted model, not a curated record.
UAAAAACCAAUUUUAAAAUAAAUAACUUAGGAAAGUAAACUCGGUUUCUAAAUCUCUUAAUUUUCCGUCCCUUGGUUCUCUUCAGUCUACUCUUCCCAGUUCAUCCUGAGAUUUGAAACCUUGGUAGUUGCAGCUAGGGAGCUAACUGUUUAUUUUCUUGAGUAGUGACUAAACACUGGGGGACGGUUUAUAGUGACACACGUUUAGUAGACAUAAAUGGUGUGCUGUGCAUAACAAGCCAAAAAUAACACAACUGGCAUUUGAAUCUUAAUUGAAAACCAUGAAACUUCUAGCAGUUUUUAUUUCAACCUUCUCCCUCUGGAACUCAGUUUCAAGUGCAGAGUGUGAGCUAGGAAGGAGCUGUGUAACUUUACGAGAAUGUCCUCUUAUUAUGCAACAACUCAGACUGGCCCAAUCUGCUAGGUCUGACAGAAGCUUUGGAGUUAUGAACAAUAUUUUAAGUGCAAUUAAAAGCUCGAUGUGCGAAAAUUCAUCUAACACAGUGUGCUGUCCCCUUUACCUUGGAGCUUUAAACAUAGAGGUGGCUAAUGAUGCAUCUCCUGUAUACGCUCUAAACAGUACAACUGUACGAAUUCUGGAAUUUCCAGUACAAGGAGAACAAGAUGUACUGGAACCGUACUUCUGGAGAGAUACUGAAUGUCUACCAGUAAUAGAAUAUCACAUAGCUGAGGAAACCUUCAACUUUAAUUACAGUCCGGAGAAAACUUAUUUAGAUUUAAACCUUCCUCCGACUCUAUCAAUGGCGUCUGUCAGAUGUAUGGGGUUGUGGAAAGAAGAUACUUUACUAGGAUUUGCGCACUUGAAACUACCCUGGGAAGAAGUGGAACAAAAUAAUAUUGAAGAUAAUUCACCAAAAUUAGCUCCUAGAAAAAUUUUUAGUAAUCUAGACUAUUAGAAUGCCAGACUACAAGACUAGCACAAUUGUACUCGUCUUAAAACAUCUUUACAAAUAAAUGUACUCAGUACAUUAAAUACUUUUAUUAAUCUAUGUCUUCCAUGUAAUGAAUAAUGAUGUAAUUUGAUAAUUUUGUAUCUUUACAAAUAUAUGAAUUUGAGUCUUAAAUAAAGUUAUGUCUUAAA